AUGCCUUCUCAGAAGAAAAAUGACAUUGCAAUUAGAAUGGAAGACGUGGGAAUCGAAAUCGAUGGAGAGUUAGACAGUGGGAGUGAGGGUAAAAACAGGAAAGCCAAAGCCUCUCCACGAGCCGGGGGACGGAACGGCAAACCGGCCACCACUGAGGACGAAGAGGAAGAGGAGGAUCAGGACGAGGCACCGAGGAAGAGGGCUCGUAAGAAGAAAGCCAGUGCCCAGGACAGCGAGGAAGAGGAGGAGGAAGACGACAGAAGCGUCAAGCGGAAGGGCACAAAGGCUGCGGGCAGAAAGAAAAAGGCAGUCAAGGAGGAGGAGGAGGAGGAGGAGGAACAAGGGAAGAAAAAGAAAGGCGGAAAAGGUGAUGCCAAAGGCAAAGGAGGGAAGGAGAAAGGGAACGGGAAAGACAAGAAAAAGAAGAAUGGAAACUCUUCUUCUUCAGGCGAGUCAGGGGACGAGGAUUCUCUGUCGGAGGGGGAGAUGACUUCUCUGAAGGAGGAGGUGGAGGAGAAGAAGAAGCUGAUAGCCACGCUCAGGAACAAACCGUGGCGCAUGAAGAGGAGGCUCAAACUCCUCAAAGAAUGCCAGGCGUUUGUGGAGGAGUUCGAGGGGGCUCUGGGAAAGGGCAAAGGGAGGAAGCUCUAUGCCUAUAAAGUCAUGAUGGCUAAGAAAAUGAUCAAGUUCAACCGUGACUUUGACAAUUUCAAAACAGCCUGUAUUCCGUGGGAAAGAAAGAUAAAAGAGGUUGAAAGUCACUUUGGGUCAUCUGUGGCUUCCUACUUCAUCUUCUUGCGGUGGAUGUACGGUUUAAACUUGGUCCUGUUUGCGUUCAUGUUUGGUCUUGUGGUUCUCCCAGAGGUGAUGAUGGGUCUUCCGUAUGGGUCUAUUCCCAGAAAAACUGUUCCCAGAGCAGAGCAGGACAGAGCCAUGGACAUCUCUGUCCUCCUUGAUUUUGGUGGUUACUGCAAGUACUCUAUUCUGUUCUAUGGUUUCUAUAAUGACGAGCGCACCAUCGGAGUCCUCCAGUUCAGACUGCCUCUCUCCUACCUACUAGUUGGUCUAGGCAUCUUCGGCUACAGCCUGAUGGUGGUCAUUAGAACGAUGGCCCGUAAUUCGGACGAGGGAGGAGACGGUGGGGAUGACGGACAGUUCACCUUCGCAUUUAAGAUGUUCACCAGCUGGGAUUACCUCAUUGGCAACCCAGAGACAGCCGACAACAAGUAUGCCUCAAUCACCACCAGCUUUAAGGAAUCCAUAGUAGACGAACAGGAGAACCAGAAGGAUGAAAACAUCCACUUGCGAAGGUUCCUGCGGGUUCUAGCCAACUUUUUAAUCCUCUGCAGCCUGGGCGGCAGCGGCUUCCUCAUCUAUUUUGUGGUCAAGAGGUCUCAGGAGUUUGCCAACCUAGAUCAGGAUGAGCUUUCCUGGUUUGAAAAGAAUGAGGUGGAGUUUGUGAUGUCACUGCUGGGGCUGGUGUGCCCCCCUCUCUUUGAGACCAUCGCUGAGCUGGAGGAGUACCACCCUCGUAUCGCCCUCAAGUGGCAACUGGGCCGCAUCUUUGCCCUGUUCCUCGGGAACCUCUACACCUUUCUGUUCGCCCUUUUUGACGAAGUCAACGCAAAGUUGGAAAAGGAGAAGUCUAUUAGGAAUGCCACUAUCUGGGGACUGAAUGAGUACUAUUCCAACUAUAGCUCCUACCACAACACUACUGACAUCCCCCCUCCAGACAUCCACCCUGCUGAUGUCAUCAGAGGGCCGUGCUGGGAGACCGCCGUUGGCAUAGAGUUUGUGAAGCUCACCGUCUCUGACAUCCAGGUGACGUAUAUGACCAUCCUGAUUGGUGACUUCCUGCGAGCCAUGAUCGUGCGUUUCCUCAACUACUGCUGGUGCUGGGACCUGGAGGCUGGAUUUCCAUCGUAUGGAGAGUUUGACAUCAGCGGCAACGUGCUUGGAUUAAUAUUCAAUCAAGGAAUGAUUUGGAUGGGUGCGUUCUACGCCCCUGGCCUGGUAGGGUUGAACGUCUUGCGUCUCCUCACCUCCAUGUAUUACCAGUGCUGGGCAGUGAUGAGCUGUAACGUUCCCCAUGAGAGGGUCUUCAAGGCCUCUAAAUCCAACAACUUCUACAUGGGCCUCCUCCUCCUGGUGCUCUUCCUCAGCCUUCUGCCUGUGGUUUACACCAUAAUGACCCUGCCGCCCUCCUUCGACUGUGGCCCCUUCAGCGGAAGGGAGCAAAUGUAUAAUGUCGUCAUGGAGACUAUAGAGAACGACCUACCAGCAUUCAUUGGGAAUAUCUUCACCUACGCAACUAAUCCUGGGCUGAUCUUACCAGCAGUGCUGCUGAUGGUGUUGGCCAUCUACUAUCUGAAUGCGACCUCUAAAAACUAUCAAAAUGCCAACCUGGAACUGAAGAAGAAGAUGCAAAUGGCUAGAGAUGAGGAGAAGAACAGGAGGAACAACAAGGAGAACACCAACCAGGUGAUGCAGGACCUGGAGGACCUCCUGCCCAACCGCUCUCUGCUCCCCCCUGCUGCGGAGGAGGAGAAGCCCCCACCAGAGAUAGUGCUCGAGAAGGGAAGCAAAUCUCCCAAAGUGGCAAAACGUCCAGGAGCAGCAGCCAAUGGUAAGGGGGUUAAUAUUCAGAAGGAUGUUUCGUUGGCUGCACCAAACCCCAAAGCAGCUGUGACCCAUCCCCCAGGCCCAAGGGGGCCGUCUGGAAACGCCAGAGGACCACCCCCAGGGCCGGCGAGGGGCAGAGGGAGGGGGACACCUCCCUCUAGACGCUAAACAGGUGAAAACCAGGGUGCUAGGAUGUCAAUACCACCCUGACAAAUCAGGCUGUAGACAAGCAGGGGAAGAGCAGGGUUGUGUUCAUUAGGUACCAAACGUAAGAAAACAGACCGAAACUCCAAUAAGAAAAGUUCCUUGUUUUCCAUUGGAAAAAGUUUGGGAAUCUGGCCAAAGAUCUAAAGCCUGUAGGUAGUAUUUGUAACACCCUCAC
This is a messenger RNA of Oncorhynchus kisutch (coho salmon), 3004 nucleotides long. RefSeq names its product transmembrane channel-like protein 2-B. The record is from RefSeq and is a predicted model, not a curated record. Gene Ontology annotation, cellular component: plasma membrane. The coding region runs from base 1 to 2790 and encodes 929 amino acids. Gene Ontology annotation, biological process: vestibular reflex; detection of mechanical stimulus involved in sensory perception of sound. Gene Ontology annotation, molecular function: mechanosensitive monoatomic ion channel activity. The transcript has 21 exons. NCBI's taxonomy places the organism in Eukaryota, Metazoa, Chordata, Actinopteri, Salmoniformes, Salmonidae.